AGUUCUGUUUUUGGCCUGCUCGUGUCGCGAGCGUCUACGCACGUUGUCACAAAUUACAGAAGCAAUCUCUAUUGUAGCGGACCGUUUACUUCAUGGUGAAUCAUAGAAAUAGUUUCGAUUUGCUUUACCUCUUUUAUUUUGCACUCAAAACGUAAGAGCCCUUCAUUAGGACAAGGAUAAACACGCGGUACAUUUCGUUCACGAACUUAAGACAAAGAAAUUAUGGAAGCGUGCGAGAAUCGUGUGCAAGAAAAUCGACCGCAGGAUGGUGAAUAUGGAUUUGUUUGGCAAGAUUUUCUGGAUGCUACAGAGAGUGUGGAAGUACCACAAAUUAUGUUUCCUCAUGUUGAAUUAACACUGCAGAAUAAUAUAGAGAUUGGCAUGGCAUUAGAAGUACCAGUGCAAAAGAAUACUGAACAAGAAACAUAUUGGGUAGCUCAUAUUGUCAUGGCUUGUGGACCCUUAUUAAGAUUGCGUUAUUUUGGUGGCGAUGACAGAUCAUUAGAGUUUUGGUUUAAUCUUACAAAAGAAGCCGGCCAUGAGAUUGGUUGGUCUUUAAAAAAUGGUAUAAAGUUAGAACCACCUGACUCUAUACUCGAAAGAUCACCAGAUUGCGUAGACAAGCUGCAUGAGUUCCUCACAACAGCACAUGCCCUUCCGUCCGAGAUGUUAACAGGGAAUGGCCUCAGUAUGACAGAAAGAAUUAAGCAGAAUAUGAAAGUGGAAAUAUGUGAUGUAUUACAUCCAUACAAAUUAUGGGUAGCUACGGUAAGAAUAAUAGCAGAAUUAAUCAAUUUUGUACAUAGAUGUUGUAUAAAACUUUUAAAAGAUCGUACAGACUUAUAUAUAUUUGUACAAAAAAAUAUACAUAUGUUUUCUUUAUUUAGGAUUACUCAACCAUUAAGUUGGGCCGGAAAGACUGAAAACUUUGACUGGAAUGAAUAUUUAGAAACGUUCCAUGCUAAUCCUACAUCCGAAAGCUUGUUCAGCAUUCGCGAGAGUGCUGCUGAAGCAGGCUUCGAAUGUGGCAUGAGACUAGAGGCUGUCGAUUUGGAACAUGAAGAUGUGAUAUGCGCCGCUCACAUCACUAAGAUCGUCGAUAAUCUCUUAUGGAUAAAAUUAGAUAAUUACGAACAUUGCCGACCAGAUCAUAUAGUCGACAUGCAUUCCUUGGAAAUCUUUCCUGUUGGAUGGUGCGAGUCAAAUCAUUAUCCGCUGAAACCACCAAGGGAUUAUGUUGAAGUGUGUAAAAAGCUGCAAAUAUCUGUAAAAGAGGAAAAAAACAAUGUUUUGGACAUACCGAUAUCUGAACCACGAUCUUCACUUUGGUGCCCAAAAAUAUACUUUAAUUACCGAUGCUUCACAGGCCCGAUGAUUUCAAAGGGCAAACUAGCGACUCUUCCCAAGGCAGUAGGACCCGGACCAGUUAUAUUGGUUAUGCGAGAAGUUUUGUCCAUGAUUGUGUCCGUUGGCUAUAGAAGCGCUAGAAUACUGAAGGUAUUACAGUGUGAUUCCAAACCAGACCCCGGCUAUCACUUGGAAGUUUUGAAGGCAAAGCACAAGAAUAAUACUUAUCGUGCGAACGUAGCCAUUGUUACAUCCGGAGAUAUGGUAGCAGACUUUUGUCGGGGUAUAUGCAAGAAAUUAAUGGUAUGCCCAAAUUUAUUCGGUCCGCUACACAUUUCGGAAAAUCAAUGUCCCGAUGAAUGCUACAAAACCUCUAAGACUAAGUAUACAGCAACAGUUGGAACUGGAAAAAGAGGAAAGCCUAAAGGAUAUACGAGUAUCAUGGUGCAAAAACCAAAACCUUGGAGUAGAAGGCGUAAAAGAAGGCGAGGUAGAUGGGUGAAACAUAAAGAAGUUCAUGAUGAAUACGAUCACGAAGAGGAUAUCUCAUUUAUGUCAUUAGAUCUGGCAAAGCAUGUUUCAAACAGUCUCGAAGAGUCGUACGAUGGGAGACAACCACUCUCAGAAAUAGAUAUCAUGAUACAAAAAGGAUUAGAAAAGUCCGACAAAUCGGAUGAUUUUAAGACUGAAACACCUUCCAGUAAUGUCUCAGAAGAUUCUGGUAGUUCGUUUAUCGACAGAAAGACGCGGGACAGGGGGCCGUGCAGUCCUCCCAGUUUAAAUUCUAAACAACAUUCCACGAAAUUUAGGCAAAAUUCUGGAAUCACUAGAGGAAGCCUUAAGAGGGAACGAGAUUGGGACACAAGUAUAGAAUCCGAUUGCUCUGAAGCAGAUGCCGAAUACGUGAGAAUGCAAAAGACGCAACGGCGGCCAAAAACACGAAAGCUCGAUUCGAAUCCUCUAUUCUGGUCCGUAGACGACGUGUUUCGUUAUCUUAGAAAAACGAGCGAUUGCAAAGAUCUUGCGUAUCGCGUCAAGGAAGAGGAAAUCGACGGUCUUGCAUUUUUAUUGCUAAACCUUCCUUCUCUUACUCAACAUAUGAAAUUGCGAACGAGUGCGGCUAUGAAGCUUUGCCGACAUGUGGAACAAGUUAAGGUUACCUUCUUUCUGCGGCACAUUAACGAAGUAGAGCCUGAGUAAUACCAAAUUGUCUAAACGAUAAUUUCGUGAUGUAAUUUGCUUUCUUCGUUUGUGAUAUAAGUGUGUACAGUUAUGUAUUCACGAGAUCACGAGAUAAAACGAAAAGAACAUGUAUUAUAUUUAUAUAGUGUAAUAUUAUUAACUUAUAUUAGAUGAUAAGAACAUUAUUUUUAGAUGUAUUAUUUUUAAGUACGCAAGUAAUGAAAACACGUAGAAAACUGCAUGUAAUUCAACACAACAAUAUUUCUUUAUGCAAUCGAAAUUUAUAUUGUGCUUUAUUUAAUUAUUAUUAUUGAUUUUACAAUUAAAGCAGUAAAUACAUAAAAACUAAA
Messenger RNA from Odontomachus brunneus, 2879 nucleotides. RefSeq names its product scm-like with four MBT domains protein 2. The coding region runs from base 223 to 2547 and encodes 774 amino acids. NCBI's taxonomy places the organism in Eukaryota, Metazoa, Arthropoda, Insecta, Hymenoptera, Formicidae. The record is from RefSeq and is a predicted model, not a curated record. Gene Ontology annotation, cellular component: nucleus. The transcript has 6 exons. Gene Ontology annotation, biological process: regulation of DNA-templated transcription.